Molecule: messenger RNA, 1512 nt
Organism: Parnassius apollo (apollo)
Lineage: Eukaryota; Metazoa; Arthropoda; Insecta; Lepidoptera; Papilionidae
Source: the annotation of a GenBank genome assembly
AUGAUUACAAGUAUAUUAAUUUUAUACACGUGUUUGUUAAUUGCACUGGUAGUGACGAUUCCUACUCAGCAAGAAGUGUUACUUAAAGGUAAUCCUGCACUAUUCUGGGACCAAGCUAAUAACAUAAAUGCGAAGAUUCCGAUCGACGUUCGUAUAAGUAAAAUUCAAUCUGCUGUUCCCACUAUUUCCUUGCCUAACCCUGCAGGAUUAUUACAUAAAGAAAAUCAGCCAAACUCUGUAAUAGAUCAAUUGUUGUAUAAUAGUGUUAUAAAUAAUCCGGGUUUACUAAAUAUCCUAAGAGGUUUUCAGAGCAGCAAUUACGCUUUACAAAAUGAAAUGCAAAAUUCAGAAAGAAUACCUAAUAUUAUUAAUAAUUACAUAAUAUUGCCCCCGGACGUAUUAGAUAGCAGCGGUAGUCAAGUAAAAUGUGCUUUCAACGAUCCAAAUUCUUGUAUUAGAGUAAAAAAGAACGCAAGUAAGAGACCCAAAGAUGUACCAAAAACAUCCAACCAACCUACCAUUAGUGAUACCUUACACUUAAGCGAAUUUUCAAAAAAAGUUGUAAGAAACAAACAAAAUUUAAAUAAAAAUCAGCAAAGAACACACGUACCAAAACGCGAGGAAACAGUUUCAGCGGAUGUAAACAACCAUAGUAACAAAAAAGAUUUGAUGAAAAAUGCACUAAAGAAAAGCUUACAUGAAAAAAAUAAAUCUAAGCUACAUAAUCAUCUCUUCAAAACUAAAGAAUUUCAGCCUAAACAACAUUCAUUAAACGAAACUUGGAGCAAUGAAGAUAUCAAUACAAAUAUAAGAAAUGAAAUAGAAGAUACUAAAAUCGCUCAACAGCAAGAGGAAAACGGAAAAUCACUUUUAGACUUACAAUCGCCUUUGAACGUUUUAAAUAAAACCAAUGUAACAAAUAAUAAUAGGAAGCAUAAAAAUAGUUUGAAAAAAUCGAAUACUACCAAUUCAAAAAGUCAAAUUGUUUUACAAAACAAAAAACAACAAGAAGCUAACGAACUGCCGCACAAAAAGCAUUCUAAACAGGAUAAGCGGACAAUGAUAUCUUGCAGUUAUAUGAGGAAGAAAAUGUUCCUGGAAAAUAUCAUGGAAACAAAUAUAACUACUGAAAAUGAUGGAAAUGAAGAUAAAAGGGUUUCUAAUAAAGCAAGUAAAGAGGAAGGUGAGGUAAUUCAAAGGUCAAUACAAUUUCAAUCACCAAGAUUACUGGAUAAUCCAGGUUUUAGAACACGCAAGGUAGAUGAAAUAAAUGAGAAAUACGAACCUUAUUAUUAUCAUAAUGUUUUUCAAAAUACGAAUGACGACUUUAAUAAGUAUUACUUAGAUGACACAACUGAAAUCUGUUCAACGUCGAUCAUUCCAAAAAACAAUUUGAAAAGUUGUAACAAAUCUAACCACAGUUCUACUGGAAUAAAGUCCAUGCGGAAAGAUGCAAACGUGGAGACAGUUUACGCCCCUGCAAAACUUGCUAAAUAUGGUCUAGCUUUGUAA